AUGUUACUUAGUGCCGGCCGUCGCAUAGUGUUUAUUCAAAGAAGACUUCUUACCAAUCAGCAGAAAUUUUUACCAAACCGGGAAAGGAUUAUCUAUAAAACAAGAGGGGAGGCUGUCAGAGACUUCUUCAAAGUAUCUGGAUUCAAUUUAUCAUGGCAGCUUCUUCUAGCGGUUGUCAUAGUGUCAGUUUACCCUUUCAUCUUAAAAUUUAUUAUUCAUUCCAGUGAAUUCGGCUUUCCGACGCCCGAUAUCGUUUAUGAUAUUAAACGCGUGAUCUCCCCAGAUUUCGAUUUGUACUGCAGAUCGGGAAACCUUGUUGAUUUCCAAUUAGACUUUGAAAAUAGGUUACGAGCGGUGAAAAAGGAAGAAGUUCGGAGUUUUGAGCAAUCAGAUAAUGCGAAAAACCCAGCCGCUAAGUUUGGCGGCAUUAUUUAGUCAUAAUCAGUCUUUCACUCAGAUUGUUAUAUAGGAGUUAUUACUGUUGUUGAUCUUUUUUGUUGCUAGAUGUUCAGAUAAAAAGUUUGGCAUUUCAUUCUUUCUUAGUUUUUUUUGUCGGUAAUCUGCCGUUGAUUUUUCUGAUUCUAAAUGUGAUUAAUGAUAUUUCUAUUUUUAAAGUCUAGAAAACUGGAAAUGUCAAACGAGAAAAACGAAACAUCGAAUGGAUCAAAGGCGAAAAAGGUUUUUAAUAAUAUCGAAAACUUGUUCACUAAUUGAUAUUUAAAUUUAAGAACGCUCCUGCGACGAAUACAGUGGCGAAUGUGAACGAUUUGGCGCCUGUAAAGCCUCUUGGGAAACCGACAGAAGGCGAGGUCAAGCCUCUCGGAGCGCCUAUCAAAACGCCUCAGAAAACGGUAAGAGAUCUGUUUUAGAAAUUUUCCAAGUUUUUUUUUCAGGGUACUGGGGUCCGUCGCCCGAAAUAUGCUCAAAACCUGGUUAUUGAAAAAUUAUGUUUUAUUCUUUUUAAGUAGAAUCGUUUAGAAGAAGAUUGACUUCACUGAGGAUCCUGUGAUGGGAGAUCAAUUCGAGGCUUUCGGCACUCCUGAGAAAUCUUUGAACGAUGAUUCUCCAGCAAAAGCCCACAAUAAUAACAAUAACAACAACAAAAAACCACGUUAUUACCAAAAUCGUCGGUUUUAUAAAAAACCGGCCGUUCGUAAAGAGCUUCCAAUUCCUGAAGUGGUGAGAUCGAAAUUUUUGAGACUCAAAACAAAAAAAAACUUUCAGCUGGCGAUUCCCGACGAAGUUGAAUGCCAAGAAUACCAAGUCUCCGAUGAAAAUAUUGUAUGUUACAACGGCCAAAGCCAUUUUCUCAGUAGUCUUUUUUCGGUAAUGGUUAUGAAUUGGUCAUUAAAUGUACUAUUUUUUCAGUCUCCGAUAUCGAUUGACGGACAUGAGUACACGUCGGUCGAACAUUAUUACCAAGCUUGUAAGCUGUUUACUCUUGCCGGACAAGACGUUGCAGCGCAAACAAAAACUGUCUUUUUUUUCAUAAUUUUCAAAGUUUUAUCCAAGUUUUUAGGCGAAAACUCCAUUUGAAGUGAAAAAGCUAGCUAAACGAUUGCUUCAAAACGCUGUUCAAAGUGAAAAGGUACUCUUCAUUCUUUUUUCUUACUUUUAUUUCGUUUCUCUACAGAUUGAUGAGUGGAAGCGGACUGAGGCGUUUACGGUGUUGAAACAUGCUACCUAUCAGAAGUUCGCUCAGAAUCAAGAGUUGAAAGAUAAACUUCUUGAAACUGGAAACAAAAUUCUGGUUCAUUCCUAUGGAGGGUAACAGAAAUAUGUUCGAAAAAUGGUACGUUUAUUGCUUCAGAGACACCCAUUUUGCUGCUGGAGAAGAUCAAAAAGGCGUCAGUGAAUGGGUGAAGAAGAAUGAAGGAACGACGAUCAAGGUUAUUUGAAUAAAAAAACAGAUAUACAUAAAAAGAAAGGUUCCAGGUUCCACGAAAAGCUACAGCUGACGACGUGAAAUAUUUCCCACUGAUCGGUAGAGGAAAGAAUGUUCUCGGUUUCAUCACAAUGCAGGUUUGAGAAUUCCUUUAAUUUCCUUUCCAAAAUGAAGUUUUGAGGUUCGCGAAGACCUUUUGGCCAUUUCCGAGGAGAAAGAAUAA
Caenorhabditis auriculariae is the source of this 2108-nucleotide messenger RNA. Lineage: Eukaryota; Metazoa; Nematoda; Chromadorea; Rhabditida; Rhabditidae. The record is from the annotation of a GenBank genome assembly.